Halteromyces radiatus is the source of this 2216-nucleotide messenger RNA. RefSeq names its product beta-lactamase-like protein. Gene Ontology annotation, biological process: snRNA processing. NCBI's taxonomy places the organism in Eukaryota, Fungi, Mucoromycota, Mucoromycetes, Mucorales, Cunninghamellaceae. The record is from RefSeq and is a predicted model, not a curated record. Bases 56 to 2077 code for a protein of 673 amino acids. The transcript is spliced from 3 exons. Gene Ontology annotation, cellular component: nucleus.
CUUCUCUUUUCCUUCCGUGUAUCUUUUUUCUAUAUCGAUAUUACUUAUCAGUAAUAUGACGAUACGCAUUGUUCCUCUCGGUGCUGGACAAGAUGUUGGACGAAGUUGCAUUCUCGUUACUAUUGGCACCAAGAAUAUUAUGUUUGACUGCGGCUUUCAUAUGGGUUAUAACGACGCACGAAGAUUCCCAGAUUUUACUUACAUCUCCAAGCAAGGCAACUUUACGGAUAUUAUCGAUUGCGUGAUCAUUAGUCACUUUCAUCUUGAUCAUUGUGGGGCAUUACCUUAUUUUACUGAAAUGCUUGGUUACGAUGGACCUAUCUAUAUGACUCAUCCUACUAAAGCUAUCUGUCCAUUAUUACUGGAAGACUACCGUAAGAUCAGUGUGGAUCGCAAAGGGGAAACCAAUUUUUUUACGUCUGAUAUGAUCAAGAAAUGCAUGAAGAAAGUGAUCCCUAUUCAGUUACACCAAACAAUCUACGUGGAUGAUGAAUUGGAAAUCAAGGCAUACUACGCAGGUCAUGUACUAGGAGCAGCAAUGAUUUAUGCCAAAGUGGGACAGGAAUCGGUUGUGUAUACGGGGGACUACAAUAUGACACCAGAUCGACAUUUGGGUUCAGCAUGGAUCGACAAACUUCGGCCUGAUGUCCUCAUUACUGAAAGCACUUACGGUACAACUAUCCGAGAUUCUAAACGCUCAAGAGAACGCGACUUUUUGAAAAAAGUUCAUGAUUGUGUGGCAGAUGGUGGGAAAGUUGUAAUUCCAUGUUUUGCUCUGGGUCGUGCUCAAGAACUCUGUAUUCUGAUUGAAUCGUAUUGGGAACGUAUGGAUCUCAAGGUACCUGUUUACUUCUCUACUGGCUUAACUGAACGCGCAAAUGAAUACUAUAAACUCUUUAUUCACUGGACAAAUCAAAAGAUCAAAUCUACUUUUGUUCAACGGAAUAUGUUUGACUUUAAACAUAUCCAACCUUGGAAUCGAAAAUACAUGGAUCAUCCUGGGCCUAUGGUGGUAUUUGCAACUCCUGGUAUGUUACAUCAAGGCACUUCAUUGGAAAUCUUCAAGAAAUUUGCUCCAGACCCCAAAAAUAUGGUGAUCAUGCCUGGCUAUUGUGUUGCUGGAACAGUUGGUGCCAAGGUGCUCUCUGGACAAAAAGUGGUGGACGUGGAUGCUUUUACCAAGAUCACAGUCAACUUACAAGUACGAAAUCUCUCAUUUAGUGCUCAUGCUGACGCCAAAGGGAUCAUGCAACUUAUUCGACAUUCGGAACCUCGUCAUGUGGUUCUAGUUCAUGGUGAGAGAGGUCAAAUGGAUUUUUUGAAAAGCAAGAUCAUGAAAGAAUUUGGUAUUCCUUGUCUCAAUCCUGCUAAUGGAGUUAGCAUCAAUAUCGAAACAUCAAUGGAUAUACCUGGAAGAAUCAGUAUGGAUCUUUUAAAAACACAUUGGCGACAACAGCAAUAUCGACAACAUCAUAGUAUUGUUGAACAACAAAUUAAGAAUCACAGUUCUCAAAGCUCAAUACUCUCAAUGCAGCAACAACAAGCACUUCAACCUCCUUCGACAAUCCCUAUCAAUGGAGUUCUGCUUAUGACUUAUAAAGGAGAUAUGCCAACUAGUAUCGAUAUUGUAUCCAAAGAUAGAUGGAAAAAACAAAUGGAUUCAGCAUGUACAUUACCUUCACCCUCUUCUGAUUAUAUUCCAUCAUCGAGACCUAUGGUAUUUCAAGUAGAAAAAGAAUAUGAUCCUGAUAGGUUUGUUACUUUGGUUACUUCACAAGAACAAUAUCAAGCGGAAGAAUUGGAUCAAAUCAUUCGACGACACGUUUUGGAUUCGAUUUAUAUUGGAAUAUCUCAAAUGCUUGGAAACACAAAUUCUCUCGUAGUUGAAAAAACGGAUGGUGAUAUUCAGAUCAAAAGUGUUUUAUUGUCAUGCAACACCAACAAACUAUCAUCAAAAAAAAAUGUAUUGAUAAUACAAUGGGAUUAUGUGGAUGAAGAUCUUGCAAGUUAUAUCCUAGGUGCUGUGAAUUUAGUAUUAUAUGAUCAGAAAAGGAUAGCAACUAUGACAACAGUCUGAUUUAAUUAUACUUUUUAUUAUAUAUUAUAUAUGUAUUAAAAACGUUUGAUACCUCAUUUGUUUUAUAUUGUCUCCCAAAAUGGUUAAAAAUGUCGAAUAAAGAAGUUCAGGGCUGUGAUUGAAAAUAGGGUAAAGCAUC